Messenger RNA from Acanthoscelides obtectus, 5897 nucleotides. The record is from the annotation of a GenBank genome assembly. NCBI's taxonomy places the organism in Eukaryota, Metazoa, Arthropoda, Insecta, Coleoptera, Chrysomelidae.
AGUGUGUCUGCAUCACAAUCAAGAUCAUGUGUGAUGUUUUGAUUGUCACUUCACACGGCAAAAACUGACAAGAGAUAUUUUACGGUGAUUCUAUACCACACAAUAUCAUGCAAAAUCAAGCGUAAUUUGAGCACACACGUCAUAUCAUUUUCUCAACCAGUUGGAAAUACUUUAUAAAUUGCUAUAAUCUCACCAUGGAUUCAACAGAAGACGUCUCCGGCAAUACCAAGACUACACAAGGCCGUAUCGUACUCGAUGCCCAACCACAACAAGUGAAAGUUAUUUUGCAGAGCUUUGUUAACUUCUUACAGGGUGAAAAUAAAUAGUAUAUCAGAAAUAUCCCAAUACGGAAGAAUGAACAAAGUCCAAAGCAACUAUGACAUGGACGCUUGCAUGGUAUCAGAAAAGAAUUACGCUAAAGGUUACGAAGAUAACCGAAAAAGCCAAAGUGAAGUGUCUGUGAUAGAAAGUGUCCACGACGACGUCAGCAAAUCGCUCAACAGAAGUGAUCAGAUAACAUUGACGCCAUUUUUCACCAUCAUUCAAGAAGUGGUCCCUGCGACACUCCAAAAAACAGACUCUAAACGACAAAUGCUGAAGACGAAAAAUAAACUCUCCUUGGCCAAACUGACCCGUCAGAUGAACAAAAAAUCCGGCAUUUUGGACGCGUUCAAGUCCGCUCUGAUGAGUAACGCAGACAUCGAUGAGUAUGAAGUCUUGGACAAAGUCGUUGAAGAUAUGAAUGAAGAAAUCCGCCGUUUGUCUACUACGUUGCUUGAUAUGAAAAAGUUGACUGCAACCAAAGUGAUUAUUGAUACCAAGAAGGUCAAUAAUAACAAUAUGCCGGAAAAUGAGCAAAGAUUAGCUAUUCCUGCAGUUUUAGCUUCAGAGGAAAAGUCUAAAGAGGAAUCGGAGAAACAUGCAGUUUCGUCAUCAUUUGCUGCUGUUCCAUACGUAGAAUCGAAUAAUUCGCUGACAGAAGCUAUACCAGAAGCGGAGACAACCAAAUUGUCAGAAUCGAUAGCGCAACUUGUACCUGACGUUUAUCGUAGACCUGCUGUUACUGAUCUUCAUAUCAAGUUGCUGGUGCAAAUCGAAGCUAACGAUAGCUACAUUUGCUUCCAGAGGCUUAUGAACAGGGACUUAAGGGGCAAACUGCACCGUCGCAAGUCCCAGAUCCGCCAGUUGCUCAUGACUGAAGGGCAGAUAACAAGACCCCGGCUAGACACCGGUCCACCUCCGCUGCCUACCCAGAAGACCGUCAGCAACAGCAGUUGCAUCUCCACCAAGACAGCUCAUUAUGUCAAUGACCUAAAGAAGAAGUAUGAUGGCAGUCUGUGGUUCGCUGAGAAGCAGAUCCUCAAAAAGCCGCACGAGAAAAAGUUGCAUAAGGCGAAAAAACAUGCUGGGUUCGCAAGCAGCCAGGCAAGCAUAGGAAACUCGGUGAUCAACUUUGUCUCGAAGGUCAAGUUGAGUAAAACAGGCCUUCUUCUAUCGGACCGAUCCAAAACAAGUGUCAAGAGGUGUCACACGGCUGCAAGCAAGCCACGAUCAGUCGAAAGAGCAACUGACUUAAAGAAGACCAAGAGUUUGAUGUCCAAGAGCUCACUGGACCCAGGGAUUGCAAGUAAGCAUCAGGUACGCGUGAUAAACGAUGCUCCCGCUUCUCCAAGUACCAAGUACAAAAUGCAGUGCAUGAAAGCUCGAACUAUGCUAUCUCCAAACAGGCAUCUUGGACAUGUGGACAUCUUGGACGACUUGACUGAAAAGGAUCUCCUCCCUCUACAAUCCGAAUACCCUCGCCGAGACAACAUGACCGAAAAGGUGGAAUCCAGAGACGUAGAAGACACCUACCUCUACAAGAUCCUCCACAGCAAAUACAACUCGAAAGCGACCUGGUCCCACCUGAUCGAACCAUGGGUGGAGUGUUCGGAAGAGAAAUGUCAAGUGUGCAGUUCGGCCAAUGAGAAGCGAGGAGGAAAUAAGCCAAAAACCGGCGUCGGGGAGCUCCUUCCCCCUGUAUAUGAUCGUUGCAUCAUGACCAAAGAGCAAAUGGUCAAGAAACUCCUCCCCUACAUGAUAGACCCAUCAAACACAGCAGCAGCCGCUAGCAACUUCCGAACCGUGACAGUGUUGCCGGUGCAAGUGGUGUACGACAAGCACCAGGUGCCUGUGGUGAAUGCUGAACAGCCUACGAAAAUGGCGUCCACAAAACCUGCAGGCGCCCCGACGAAAUUGCCCCUUUUGCCUAUGAAGGAAUCCAGGAUGCAUUCGGUUAGGGGCACCUGGGCGGCCCCUACCCAGCAGAGCCCUACUCAACAUCAUCCCCGACCUAUGAAGGUAGUAUAUGAUGGGCUGCCUAACAAACCUCUCGAACUACUGACACCAGCGCCAAAACCUGAAACUCCAUUAGACGCUAUGAACAUGUCAAUCAGUUUGACAUCCAAAAUCUAUUCAAACAGCGCUAGGUGCAAAGAUGAAAAGAAAUCUUUAACUGGAGCUCGCCAGAAGACUAGCAGGUCGUUCUCUCCGAGGGGUUUUUCAAAUUACUGCACUGCUUACGAUUCAUCAUCGGCCAUGAAGAGGAAUUCACCUAUAUCAGGAAGAAAUGACACGAAGCAAAAGCAGGAAAAAUCCCCGACUAAGGUUCUACAGUCUAAGAAACUUCCUUACAUGCCUGACAGAAGACAUCAGAGGAACUUCAUCUACGGGAAAACCGUCCAGCAACAACUUGUAAGCUUCGUCGAACGCCAAACAGAAGUGUAUAGUGUUCCAAGGCCGAAAUACGCUGAGCCGGUGAUAAAAAAUCAGGCAGUGGUGGUGGCACAACCGCCACCGACCAACCAGAACGCCACAAAUAGCGUUUCUAUACCAGUCCCCACCGUUACGGUUCCAUCGCCCAAAAAUCAGCUCACGCCAACCCCCAAGAAUUUACCAAUAACCCACGAAGAUCGACCAAAAAGUGUCCCAAGCCUCAGACAUAAUCUGAUGUUGGCUCAAUUAAGAGGGCUUAAGGACAAAAACGACACGAUCCAAAGCAACAUACAAAAAGCGAUCAACGUGAUUGAAACCAAAAUGGUGCACAUUUUGAGCACUCCUGCUGAUAGUAGCAGUGUGGAAGCAUUCGACGAUAUGGAAAAAGAAAUAACAAACGUAUUGAGUAUGAUGAAGAAUCAGGCUCUCGGAGAUGCAGAAAAAACAAGUAAUAAGAGAAAGAGGGGCACUGGUAAUAAUCCUGAUAAGAUCGAAGAAGAGUUCACGACGAUUUCAGAUGAGCUGUUCAAGAAACUGGAUCAGAUUUUAGAUUCUGAGAUAUCCAGAUGCAGUUCAACGACAGAACGAACUGAUAGACAAGAACACGUGGGGACAAAUAAUAAAAAGACCAACAAAAAUAACUUACUGUCGUCGUCAAUAACAACUUCAGUGGAAGAAAUAACCGAUGGUACUCGACAUAUGAAGCCACAUAAAAAAAGCGAAAAAUCAAGGAAAUUUUCCGCAAUGUCAGUGAAAAGUUCUCCGAGGCUGGAAGUUACAGCGGGCUGUUCUGGUGAUCAACAAAAAGAGAUUACAAGCGAUUUUGGCACAACUGUCAAACAAGAAACCCCCGAAGAAAACAAGAAACAAAGUACUUCAGAAGAUACGAAUAGCAACGGAGAUUUUGUUGACGGUAUCAAUGCGAAUGCGAUACGUGAUUUUGAAAAUGUGGACAGAAGUGCUACUACUGAAUCAAACAAGGAUGUUCUUGAUUCCGAACCGAAAACUGAAGACAUUUUAUCGUUAAAUAAUGCCGAGAUGGACCUUCUUGCGUCCAUAGAUUUUCCUGAGGUACCAACACACAUUCCAGAAAGGGAACAACCAAAGGCAGAGACGCCAAAACAGAUCGCAGAAGAGAUCCUACCAGAGCCAGAGACGUCCAAACAGAUCGCAGAAAAUAUCCUACUAAAUUUGUUGGAUGCCCCGUACAUCAGAGACAUUCCCAAGGUGCUGUACGAGAUCUCAAACGCUACUUCACAUAUUCCAGAACAUGAUGAUCCAAAACCAGUUAAGCGAGAAGCUGCUCAAGAAGCUGAGACUGACAAGACUCAAGAAGAACCAAAGCAUGUGGAUCAAAGAAACACAAUUUCUGAGCUGGAGGAUCAAAUUGAAAUCAGUGUAGAUCCAGAAACCAUAACAUCAGCGCUUAAAACAGAAAAUGAGAACGAGACCCUUGAGAGUUUCUCAGAUAAUGUCAACAAGAUCAUACAGAGGGUUGAGGAUAUCUACAGCCAACUAGAUGACAUCCAAAAUGCGGACGUCUCUUCGAUAGACGAGCCAAAAUUCUUCUCUCCUGAGGAACUUGCUGACGUACCAAGGUUCAAAGAUGAAUCUCCUUCAGUACCAAAAAUCGACAGCAAAGAAUUUUUGACACCAUUCAUGAAAGGCGUGAAAGAAAAACGUACCAAUCUCGAGUCGCCUACAAACAUCGAGCGAAGUCCAUCUCUGUACAACGUUCUAACUUUUUUAGACACGUUGACGAGCAUGAAAAUAGACAAAACAGGAGAGGUACAUAUUGCAAGGCUAGUUCAUUACGCUAUUCCUCUCACAGAGGCUGAAGUGUGGUAUUUUGCUUACAUGCAUCAUAUUUGCGUAUUAGAACCACCUCCGAGUUGUUUGAGAAAGAACAAGAAUGAGUUGAAACAUAGUAAACAGAAAAAGGUGUCUUUUUUAGUGAGAAAAGAGAAUAAGGAAAGCCAGGUCGUGAUGUGCCCCAUGCAUAGCAAACUCAAGCUGCUCAAGGUAUCUUCAGAACAAUUUCCACCACUGGACAGACAAACAUACGAUGAGAAAAAAGAAAUUCCAACAGUUAUGAAAGGAGAAGCUCAAGAAACUGAUAGAAAUAAAGAUUUGAAAGGACCUCGACCAGGGGCAGGUCACAAAGAUCACAAAAAACCACUUAAAAUAGAAAUGCAAAAAGUAAUUAAAGCAGAGUAUGAAGAUACCAAAUGUCACCAUCAUCAAAUCAAAAUUCCAGUUUUUCACGACUUGGAAAAUAAUGAUGAAACUGCACCAUAUGAAGAAGCCUUGGAUCAAUGUGAGAAUGAACAUCUGGACGAAACUCCGAGUGAAGUAAAAGUAGAUCCAGCCAUUUCAAAGAGCAUUUCGAUAAAAAGUGAAAGAGAAACAGGUGUGCAUGGGACCAAGAGCGUUAAGGAGGAUGAAAUAUCGGAAUGCAAAACCACAACUAGCGAGCAAAAAUCUACGGAAAUGUCACUAGAUGAUAAAUCCACGCAAGUGUAUUGUCACAUUGAGAUACCUCAAAAGAGUAUGGAAGAAGUAAUAAAGUUAGAAUCUUCUAUAGAUGGAGAAUAUACAUACAAUAGCAAUGAGUCCACUGAUCAACCAAAAGUAAAAAUCUACAUAGACAAUUCUGACAUAAGCAUUCCAAAGAUCAUAUCUAUCACAGAUGGCGCUUACGGUAAGGAAACGCUACUGAAGGUGCAGGAUUCAAAGUGUAACUUAAGACCUCCUUCAAAAGUUGUGGUGUUCAGAGAAGUGAUUGAUACUAAAGGAAUGUUGAGGCCAAUACAAGAUCUGAACAAGUUCAAAAGUUAUUUUGUUCCAAAGAGAAACUUUCUGACUUUGCCUUCAAAAACGAUGGUGCCUACCCAAGCAGAAUUACGUAAAAUUGGAGAGGAAAAUAAAACGUUGUUGAAGUCAUUUUAUGCUAUCGUCUAUAUAAUAAUCUUUACGGCCCUUAAUAUGGAGUACAGGUGUGCCUAGAUGUCAGUUGAAAUUCUACAUCUGGUUGAUGUUUUUCAGUUUUUUUUGUAAAUAGUUUGUACUUACUAGAAUCUACCAGUCAUAACAGCAAAAAGCUUAUGUAUAUUUUUGUAAAAAUACAUGAGUGGAUAAUAUAA